AUGGCUGAUUCACCUUCUACCGGUCAAACCGACCAGCCUUCUAAUAAGCAGGACAAUGGAACUAACGUUAUCCCUCAACAAACGCCCGUUGCUCCAAUGGCUGCUCCUAUUGCGCCCUAUCCCGUUCAGCCUAACUUGAUGCAACAGUAUAACUAUAUGGCCUACUAUAAUUAUCCAUAUUACAUGAAUCCGCAAUUGAUGUACCAGUACCAGAAUCAACCUCAAAUUAUCGAGAAUAACUACGAAAGCGUUCAAAAAUGCCACUUACACAGCAAACCUGAUUUAAAUUGCAAGUUCUGUAGAAAGUUUAAGUCGGCUGUGCAUGAAAUAAGUCGCUUGGCACAGCAGAAACAGGUUGCGAAAUCGGACGAUAGGCCGAACCAACUACCGAUGACGAACAGCAUGACCUACAACAUGAAUGAUCUGCUUAGGAACAAUAUAUUGACCUCGGAGUACUACAAGUCACUGUCAGUUAAGACGUUUUAUGACGUUGUUAACGAGUUGGUUCAGUUCGGAUCGCACUGUGAACCGUACUGUUCAACGUCGACAAGGGCACCGUCCACAAUGUUCUGUUGUUUAUAUAAGUUCUUUACUCUCAAAUUGACUGAGAAACAGAUGGUAACUCUUCUCGACCACAACAAGUCGCCGUAUCCACGCUGCUGCGGUUUUCUCUACUUAAGAUACGUUCUCCCUCCAGACAAGCUUUGGAGCUGGUACGAACCAUACUUUUUGGACGAGGAAGAGUUCACAGUAUCGUCCGACGGCAAUAAGAAGACGACAGUGGGAGAAUUCGCAGAAUCACUGAUAAUGGACGAUAAGUACUAUAACACUGUUCUGCCAAGAUUACCAGUAAGAGUUAAAAAUUUAUUUGGAGCGCAUCUUUUAGAAAUGUCAAAACAUCGCAAGCGGAGGGUCAAGAACAUGGACUUUGUUGACGACUUCGUAGAGGGAGCCCAGGUUUCGGUUUGCUCAAAGGGAGACUGGCUGGAUGGAGAAAUACUGAGCGUGCAGGAGGGACGGAGAGGCUUCCCCCUGGUGACAGUGCACCUGGAGGACGGUACUGACGAAACCGUGGACAUAGGCUAUGUUGUCCUCAAAGACAGAGGCUAUGAAAAGAGGGAGAGGCGCAGGUCGUCAAGAAGCAGUUCCCUGUCAUCUGCUGGUUCUGAACGCAGGAAAAAACAUAGGAGAAGGUCCCACGACUCACACAGUAAACCGGAUAAACGCGAUUCCAUGUCAAAAAGGGAUGAUUUGUUGAAAGAGUUUAAAAGAAGAGAGAGGGAGAAGGUUUUGGCUACCGGGAAGGAAAAAUGCACUGGAGGGUAUCCUCUGAGAAUCGAGUUAAAAGAUCAGCACGAAUCCUUUAAAAUAAUGGAGCAACCCGUUGAUCACGAAUUCGUCAAGAAAAUGUUGCCCAGGCUUGACUAUAACGCUCUCUAUGAGACCGCUAAAUCGCUUGAUUUGGCUCUACCUCGAAAUUAUGUCAGUGAUGAUACGAACAACGACCACUUUAUCUCGGCAGUACACCACGCUCUAUUCAAUUAUCACAUUUUGGAAGGAAGACUCGUUUGUCCAUCAUGUUCCCAUAAUUAUAUAAUUUCCAAGGGAAUACCUGAUAUGCUACAUAAAAAAGAACUAACAGAAGAUUAA
Molecule: messenger RNA, 1650 nt
Organism: Theileria orientalis strain Shintoku
Lineage: Eukaryota; Apicomplexa; Aconoidasida; Piroplasmida; Theileriidae
Product: splicing component
Exons: 13
Coding region: 1-1650 (549 amino acids)
Cellular component (GO): precatalytic spliceosome
Source: RefSeq, a predicted model, not a curated record